Messenger RNA from Vavraia culicis subsp. floridensis, 1013 nucleotides. RefSeq lists its product as uncharacterized. The record is from RefSeq and is a predicted model, not a curated record. The transcript has a single exon. Lineage: Eukaryota; Fungi; Microsporidia; Pleistophoridae. The coding region runs from base 1 to 900 and encodes 299 amino acids.
AUGAACUUCAUUGCUAAAACACUCGUCAGAAUGUUUCUUUACUUUGCCGCGUAUGUUGUCCUGAAUCUGGAGAUAAAAUACAAGGAAUACGCGCAUUUUCCUUUGUUCGCUCUUGUCUAUGUUUCGUGCCUUUUUACGGAGUGUAUAGUAGCAAAGAGAUAUUAUAACAUCAAAAAAGUGAAUACAAUGGAGGUGUUGCUGGCAUUCAUGCUUUCAUUUAUUGAUUUUCUCACCAUUUACCUGGUCUAUCAGAUGGCAUCACGGCAGUCGCACAUGGUGUUUGCGCUCUUCACAAUUACUGUAGCAUGUCUCUGUGGGUUGUAUGAUCAGGAGGACAAUUUGCUGUUCUUCUUUGCGGUGUUGUUCCUGUGCUCGCUCGUAUAUUCCUUGGACACUUACACAACAUUUGGGUCGGCCCCAAUCGAUGACAUUUUUGAAAGUGUCAUGGUGGAUCGGAAGCUUAACCACGCUGCUUUGGCACUCGUUCUCAUUAUUUUCAGGGUGUUUUUUGUGGACUCCCUUGCUGUUCGCUACGAUAUUUCGCAUUUCGUGUACUCGCUAUUUUUUUCGCUUUUUGCGGUCAUAUCGACAGCCAACGACUUUUACAAAUUAACGUUCACCUACACCAAGAUUUACAUCGUGCUAGGAGCCGUUCUAUCCGGUAUAAUGCAUGCCACGACAAACCUGUGCGAUUUUGGAAGCCUGCGGUGCAUAUUGCUGGUGUAUUUGGUUACGUUCGUGUUCAUUUUCUCGUAUGUGCUUGACUUCAACGGAUAUGUGUUCGUAAAGAGUCCCCAGGAAAUGCUUUAUGCCCUGCCUGCUGUGUGGAUCUUAUGCUUUAUCCUAUUUGUCGUAUCGAUCCCGUUGGUCUACCACUGUGUCACGUAUUUCACUACGUAGCAAACAUGUAUAGAGGUUGAACCGUUGGAGCGUAACAGGUGGAUAAUUAAAAUAUGAUCAGCCACUCGUAUAUCGUACGUUUAGAGAUACAUAGGCCGUUUUUCGCUCAUAAA